Molecule: messenger RNA, 753 nt
Organism: Brettanomyces nanus
Lineage: Eukaryota; Fungi; Ascomycota; Pichiomycetes; Pichiales; Pichiaceae
Exons: 1
Coding region: 1-753 (250 amino acids)
Biological process (GO): mitochondrial translation
Cellular component (GO): mitochondrial large ribosomal subunit; ribosome
Molecular function (GO): structural constituent of ribosome
Source: RefSeq, a predicted model, not a curated record
AUGUUUUCGUCACUAACAGCAUCCAAUAAAAGAACGCUCUUUGGCUCCUUGUCAACCGUGGCCAAGAGAACACAUAUUAUUGGAAGAUUGAAGCCAUUCCCUCAAAGAAGGAAGCCCCAACCUGACAGAGCCAAGCGAGCAUUGAAAUCCAAGACUAUCGUUAAUUUCGUGAGGGACGCUAUUGACAAUGAUGAGCCCAGCUUCAAGCAGGGGGCAAAAUCAAUAUAUUUCCCUUCUGCACGGAUCUGCCUUCUUAGACCGAAUGCUAAGCAUACGCCGUACCAGGCCAAAUUCAUAGUCCCCAAAUCAUUCAAUAAGAUGGAUCUCAGAGACUAUCUCUGGAACAUAUAUAAUAUGCGUGUGCUCAAUGUCAGUUCAGCAUUAAUGCCUGCUACAUUUGAUCGUGCGUUACCUUCCCCAUACAGAACCAGAUUUAGAAGCCCUCAGGUGAAGAAGAUGACGGUGGAUUUGAUCGAUCCGUUUGUGUGGCCUGCCGAGACUCAAGAGUUUAAAGCUGAAAGAGAACUUGUUGGAGAUCUCAAAGUCUACAGAGAGGAUAAACAGAGUGCCAUUGGAUCCGAUAAAAAGAAACCGACCAAGGCCUUUGGAAGCAUUAUCGAACCGAAGCCUAGAGCGAUGAACUUUGUAGCCAAGAGCGUUAGAAGGCAGAUGAGAAACACCAAGAGGAAAGACAUUUCUAACCGCAAGAAAUUAGAAGCAGAGAAGUUCAUCGACCAGUAUAUCCCAUUGUAA